Molecule: messenger RNA, 2761 nt
Organism: Scatophagus argus
Lineage: Eukaryota; Metazoa; Chordata; Actinopteri; Scatophagidae
Gene: ckap2l
Product: cytoskeleton associated protein 2-like
Exons: 9
Coding region: 138-2486 (782 amino acids)
Cellular component (GO): centrosome; mitotic spindle; cytosol
Source: RefSeq, a predicted model, not a curated record
GUAAUUUCAAAACCGGAUGCGCAAACUCAGUUGUUACGGAGCGGCGUUAACAUACCAUAAACCAUCAAUGCGACUUUGUUUUUAGCACUAGUCUGGAUAUAACUGAGAGAAGAAAGUAAAACGAAAUUCUAAUAAACAUGGAAGAAGGGGAGACUGUGUCGAUACUGUCCAGGAAAGAGUUGCGUAAGCAGAAGCUGAUGGAAUACCUGGCAGCAAAAGGAAAGCUGAAGCAGCCCAACCCUAAGUCAUAUCUCCGUGAUGACUGUCAGAUGAGGAAGCCUGUGAUGUCUGCACGCAAGGUUGAUGCAGGAAAGGAGAACAAGCCUCCACCUAACAGGUGUAGCUAUGAAUGUCCAAAGGUUCCAACUCUGGUUGCUAAGUCCACGGUACACCCUGCCAAAGGAGUAUUCAGUGUUAAUGAUAGAGUGAAGGUAAAAGGCAGCUUCCUAACUGGACAGCAAAAUACCAACUGUGCCUCUGCAAAUGGUGGCCCAGCACAGCUAAAACUUAAUCAAAACCCUGUGCUCACAAGAAGGUACACCGUUGCGUCCUCCAACCUGAAGGCAGGUAGCCAUCUCAAAAAGCAGCCAGACUCAGGAAUACAGACUUCAGGCAGAGCUUCUUCAAAUGCAACUCGUACAGCUGUGACAAAAUCAAACAAUAGAUUCAACAGUGGCUCAAAUGCUGCAUGGUCAUGUCCAAUUGAUACAGCUAGUGUCAGGAUGAGUCUUGGUCCUAUUGUAAAAACAAGAACAGGGCUCAUUCCUGCAGUCACACAGCCAAGAAAUGGUCAAAUUCAAAACAAAACACGCACCUCUGCCACAGCAGUUGAUACCACUGCCAUGACUUCUGUUUCCAACAAGGCGCGAUCCAACACCUUUUCAGCAGUCUCUGUGUCCAAGAGGUCUUCCUUGGCUCAGAGGAAAACGUUACCUUCCACAGUUCUAAACAGUCAAGUCAAUGAGAGAAUAACUGGUUCUUUGAGUGCAAGAGCAGGGAAUAAAGUUCAAGAUCAGAACAUGUCUAACUCUAAACUACGCUUUGGUAAACAGCCUCAGCCAUCUUGUAAAAGUCAGCUAUCAGGUAGACUGAAAUCAAUAUCCACCUCCACCAAGUGCACAGCAGAAACUGUUAAGCCAGAGGGGAGAGUGGGCAAGUCUGGAACUAAUAAAUUAGAUGGACAAUCCGCAGACAGAUCCACAAAGCAGAGAUCUGAGCAUGAAGGGAAGAAAAAUGGAAAGCAUUGGAAAGUUGCCCCCCAAAAACCUUCUGCUUCAGAGAGCAGGUGCAGUUCCAAAGCAAUGAGCAGGGUUAUGGGAGCUGCUGUGGCUGAGCUGGGAGGGAAAUCCAAAACAUGUAAAGAGACAGAUGGUGAGAAAGGACACAAUUCAGCGAAAGCCCCACCACUACAAACUGGUAUAAAGAGAACAGGUGCUCCAGUGAUGUCACAGACGGAACCACGGCCUGUCAGAACCGUCAACCAUACAGGCCAGACCACAGACAUGAAGAAGACAAAGAUCCCAGUCAGAGUCAUUCCCCAGACGGAGGGAAAGAAACGGACCGCUGCCCAGGAGGAGCGAAUGAAAAGAUUACAGGAAUGGCGGGAAUCCAAGGGUAUUUCCUACAAGCGCCCCCCAAUGCCAGUAAAACCACAGGUCAGGCGCACUGUGUCCGUUCUCCAGCCUUUCUGGGACACCAUGAAAGAGGAAGAUGAGGCUCACUCCCUCAUCUGUGCCAUGGACAGAUCCCUGGCUGAUUGCAUCAAAUUGCUUAGAGAGGGUUGCUCUCCAGACCGUGUGAAGGCGGUUCUGUCUCGGCUACCAGCUGUGUCCCAGAAGUUUGCCAAAUACUGGAUCUGUCAGGCUCGCCUCAUGGAGCAAGAGGGCAACCUGGAUGUCCUGCCAAUGUUUGAAAAGGCCGUUGGUGUUGUGUUGGAGCCAGUGGACGAACUGCGGACUGUGGUGUUUGAGAUUCUGAAGAAAAGGGACGAGACCCAAGAUUUUCAUGUUUUUGCAUGUAACAAAAAUGAAAAAGAAAAGGACCAGAGUCCAGCAGCUGAACGCACUCCUGAGAGCGUCAACAACACACUGAUGACUCCUAAACCUGUCAGAGCACUCAUCUGUGGGGAGAAGGGAGGCUCAUCUGUUGUAAAGUACAAGAUCACAGCAACUCCUGGUGGCCCUCAAAGUCAACAGAAGCAACGGGCCCGGGUCAAUGGCCAGGAGGUUCGCUUCUUCACCCCAGUUAGACGCUCAGUGCGAAUCGAGAGAGCCUCACUCCUGUACCCCGCGUCCCUCCAGGAUCAUGAUCUCUGUGUGGCCUCCUACGGUGACCUGAUCUCCAAGGAGGAUAAAGAGAGAAGUGAAGAGCAGAAGGGUUGGGAAACCAGCCCGUCACCUAACAACACGCCGAUGUACGUCUACAGAGAGAACGAAGCCCUCAAAGACAAGGUGUCGGUGCAGCUAGUCUGUGAUGAAGGCUUUUAGCUUCAGGUGCUUCUUUUCACAAAAGAUACAAUUCAAAUGUUCAUCGUUUGUCAGCGAUCAUAUAGCAGGAAGAAAAAAAAUCUGAAUGUAUGUGCAUAGUUUGGUAUUGUCUUAUCUCACCCUGACACUGAAAUGGUAUGUAAACCUGAUAGUUUAGCUGUUUUAUAAAGUCAUGUAUUUCCCCCACUUGCUUAUGUUCCCGGUGUUAUUUUAUUACUUCAAAUAAUAUGGUGUACAUAGUCAUGUAAAAUAAAUAGCUGGGUUUUUUUUUUUUU